Molecule: messenger RNA, 948 nt
Organism: Fusarium musae
Lineage: Eukaryota; Fungi; Ascomycota; Sordariomycetes; Hypocreales; Nectriaceae
Exons: 1
Coding region: 1-948 (315 amino acids)
Source: RefSeq, a predicted model, not a curated record
AUGCACUCCGCACUUGCAUCCAUUCUCCCUGCUCUCCUCCUUUCGGGCACCCUUUCUGCAUGCCUUCCUUCCCAGGCAAAAGUCCGGGAAAUCGUCGAGAUUCCCGGCGUCCGGAUCGAGAACGUUGCCUGUCGAUCCAAUGGUGACCUAUUACUUAGCACAAUGGGGGAAGGCAAACUCUACUCAGUUAAUCCAUAUAAGAGCCCGGCUAAACCGGAAGUGAUUGCUCAAAUUGAGGGCGUCAACAGUUUGUUUGGCAUCACCGAGAUCGGCAACGAUAUUUUUGCUCUGGCUGCAGGGAAUGAUACCGGACAACAAUUCCAGAACAACAGCAUGAAAAUUUCGCUACUCAAGUUCAAGUAUGGCCAGCUGUCUGUUGGUACUGUAUUUGAGGAGUCUACAUAUGGCCCCGUUAAUGGCAUCGUGGCACUUCCCCAUCACAAGCAUAUCAUCCUCGGUGCUGACUCUGUACGAGGAGAGAUUUUACGUAUAGAUACAACGACUGGCAGAAUCACAGUGGCAAUUCAAGAUAAGGAAUUUACUCCCAGCGCCGAUGGCCCGUAUGGUCUUGGAGUGAACGGCAUUAAGAUCUAUAAAGACCACCUAUAUUUCACCAAUACCGAUCGGCAGACCUUUGGCCGAAUGAAGAUUGAUAAGCUUGGAAAUAAGGCUGGACAUGUUGAGAUUAUCUACAGGAUUGAGACAGGAUCGCCCUCUAUACCUGAUGACUUUACUAUGGAUAAGAAGGGCAAUGUAUAUGUUGGUUUUUGGCAAGACAAGCUGAUCAAGAUCAAGCCUGACGGCAAAGCUACAGUCCUCCUUCAGGGACUUCUUGCUGGACCUACUAGUGUGAUUUUAAGCAGAGACGACAAGAGUGUUUUUGUUGUCACAGCUGGAAUGAAUAGCGAUAACGUAUCUGGUGGCCAGGUAGUCCAGGUCAGAAUCUGA